This is a messenger RNA of Verticillium dahliae VdLs.17, 1440 nucleotides long. RefSeq names its product DNA excision repair protein ERCC-8. Gene Ontology annotation, molecular function: protein binding. Gene Ontology annotation, cellular component: Cul4A-RING E3 ubiquitin ligase complex; nucleotide-excision repair complex. The coding region runs from base 1 to 1440 and encodes 479 amino acids. Gene Ontology annotation, biological process: protein polyubiquitination; transcription-coupled nucleotide-excision repair; proteasome-mediated ubiquitin-dependent protein catabolic process. The record is from RefSeq and is a predicted model, not a curated record. The transcript is spliced from 2 exons. NCBI's taxonomy places the organism in Eukaryota, Fungi, Ascomycota, Sordariomycetes, Glomerellales, Plectosphaerellaceae.
AUGCAGGACCGCCUAUAUGCCCGUUCAACCGGUGACCUGACCCCUCAGGCCCUGGCUCGGAGCACCACGACAGAGCUUCUGCGCAGCUUCACUCACGCGCCACAACAUCGCUUCGAUGGCGAGACAGACGAGCAGGGUAUUUCACGGACUGCCAGCAUAUGGGCGCAUCGCGCCGGUGUCAAUGCGCUAGCACUGGACAAGUUCGACGGCCGUCACUUGCUUUCAGGAGGUGCCGACGGUGCUUUAAGACUCUGGGAUCUCGACCACUGCGGCAACCCCCAUGAGCGCCAUACAUUUCGGCCCAUUGCCGACGUGCCCCGAUCCGCCCGUGACAGCACCGAUGGUCACAAGCACGGCAUCACCCAUCUCGGCUUCUACCCCUUUGACUCCGACGCCUUCCUAUCCAGCUCCUUUGAUCGAACGCUGAAGCUCUGGUCCACCAAGCAGAUGCGCACGUCGGCCAGCUUUGAUCUCGAGACGGUCAUACAUAGCCACGCUACGAGUCCACUCCCAGGCCACUUGCUUGUUGCCUGCGCCACCCAGCACUCCGCCGUUCGUCUUGUUGACCUCAAAUCGGGCUCUGCUGUUCAAUCCCUCGCUGCUCAGGGAGGGGCUGUCCUGUCCGUAGCCUGGAGCCCCAGGCACGAGCACGUGCUCGCCAGUGGCCAUGCUGAUGGCCGGGUCCGCGUCUGGGACGUCAGACGGGCCAGCGGUGUGAUUGGCAUGCUGGAUCACGAAGACAGCCUUGGCAUUGUCCACCGGUUCGACCACGCCAUGGCAUCAGGCAUGUCGUGGGACGACGGACCUCAUUCCCGGGCCGCUGCGCGAGCCCACGAUGAUUCCGUCAAUGGCCUCUGCUGGACCGAUGACGGCAAGUACCUUGUAUCAGCAGGCCUGGACCGCCGAAUACGUGUAUGGGACGCUGCGACGGGUGCCAACACAUUGGCAAGCUUUGGGUCCAUCGUCCAAAACAGCAGUGCUGGCACAGCCAGUCUGUUCGCAUCCCCGUCAGGCCUGACAGCUGGCCACAGGGAUCUCCUUUUCUGGCCCAACGAACAAGAGAUUCUUGUCCUUGACCUGCACGAGGGCACGCUGUUGACACGGCUGCGUGUGCCGGGUCCACCAAACGUGGCAAGUGGCCAGGCAGCCGGAGGCUUGAACAUCAAGAACCGAACCAUGAGCAUGGUCUGGCGAGGUGCUGGUGGACAGGGACUUCAGAACGGUACCAUCAUGGGUAGUGGAAGCUCCUUUGGUGCGAUUCUGACAGCUCAUCUGGACGGGCAGAUCCGUGUCUGGAUGCCGCAGCUUCCAGGGCCAGAGGAUGACGACCCCCAGGAGGCAGCCCCGGACGACGAUGACGAAGAUGCCAAGCAGCGCAAGCGCAAAGCUGUUGACGACGCGUUCAAGAGCCUCAUGGGGAGACAAGUAACCUUUACUUGA